This is a messenger RNA of Aspergillus caelatus, 576 nucleotides long. RefSeq names its product glutathione peroxidase. The record is from RefSeq and is a predicted model, not a curated record. Gene Ontology annotation, biological process: response to oxidative stress. NCBI's taxonomy places the organism in Eukaryota, Fungi, Ascomycota, Eurotiomycetes, Eurotiales, Aspergillaceae. Gene Ontology annotation, molecular function: glutathione peroxidase activity. The coding region runs from base 1 to 576 and encodes 191 amino acids. The transcript is spliced from 2 exons.
AUGGCUUCCGCAACCACCUUCUUCGACUUUGAGCCAGUCGACAAGAAAGGCUCUCCUUUCCCACUCACCCCGCUUAAGGGCAAAACCAUCCUUGUCGUCAAUACUGCCUCCAAGUGCGGCUUCACUCCCCAGUUCGAAGGCCUCGAGAAACUCUACCAGAAGCUCAAGGAAAAGUACCCUGAAGACUUUACUGUCCUCGGAUUCCCUUGCAACCAGUUCGGCGGCCAGGAUCCCGGUUCCAACGAUCAGAUUCAACAUUUCUGCCAGCUGAACUACGGUGUUACGUUCCCCGUUUUGGGCAAGCUGGAUGUGAACGGAAAUGAGGCCUCACCCCUGUGGACCUGGAUGAAGGAGCAGCAACCCGGUCUGCUGGGCCUGAAGCGCAUCAAGUGGAACUUCGAAAAGUUCCUGAUCUCGCCCGAGGGCAAGGUUGUCGGUCGCUGGGCCAGUACCACCAAGCCCGAGUCGCUCGAGGACACCAUCGUUAAGGAGAUUGAGAAGUCACAGAAGAAUGGAACUGCAGCUUCGACUCAGGCUAAGGAAGGAGAGUCUGCUGAGCAGGCUAAAUUGUCGUAA